This is a messenger RNA of Photinus pyralis (common eastern firefly), 1683 nucleotides long. RefSeq names its product mitosis initiation protein fs(1)Ya-like. The transcript is spliced from 7 exons. The record is from RefSeq and is a predicted model, not a curated record. Lineage: Eukaryota; Metazoa; Arthropoda; Insecta; Coleoptera; Lampyridae. Bases 82 to 1605 code for a protein of 507 amino acids.
AUGUACCCGAAAUGAUUGUUGGUAAUAGUGCAAUUUCUGAACGUUGAUAACGUGAAAUAGAAUUGUGAAUAUGUUGGUGCUAUGAACAGUAUAUAUUAUCCCAAAAAUUUUUGCCGAAUUUGCAACCAGUGUUUCUGUUGUAUAAAUUGUAGACUGAAGCACGAGAAAAAUUAUCAUCAUGUGCACGUGGAUUGUGAUAUCUGCAUUUACGGGAAAGCCAUUCUCAAAUAUCCCACAGAAAAAGAAUUGUUGCUACACAUAGAAAACGAACACUUUCCGGUGCACUGCGUACGUUGCAAAACCACAUUUAAAUCGACGCAUCAAUUAUCGCUUAACAAUAAAUGCAAGGCAAAGCAUGAAAAGCACGAAAUGGUGUUAAUUGACACGGACGAUCACUUUUCCUCGCCUCCAAUCACCGCUACAAUGCAUAAAAAUCCACUAGAGUUUAAUAACACGGAUUUGAGUACAUCAAGCAAUAAAUGUUAUAUCACCACCAGCACCCCCAUGCAAAAAUCGAACGAAUGGGGGGAGUUCGAAAAAAUGUCCGCGGCAAUUACACCGGUAGAUUAUUCGGAAACUUCGUCGAAUGCUGGAUUGCAUAGUUCAAAAAAAACCUUCAUGACACCCAUGUCAUCGGACCUACCACAGAAUAUUGAAGCGCAGAUAAAGCGAAAAGUCACAUUUUGCGAAACGCCAAUGAUUAACAACCACAACUACCAGAAACCAAAAAGAAAUACUGUCAAUGACGGAUCUUUCAAAAGCCAUUCACCUUCGAUUUUGAAGAACGCUUUCCUCGAAACAAAGGUGAGUCGAGAUGAGAUUAACAGCGGCACAGUUUGGGAUAGCGCCUUGUCAGAUCAACAAACAUCUCAUAAAUCUAUUGAUAUAUCUGUGAACAUUCAGGCUGUCUCUAUACAGGGACCCGCGCCAGUUCAAAAUUCGCUAGCCACGGUAGCAAUACAAUCAUAUUUAAAGAAUACAAAAUUGGAAGCUACAGAAUCACUAUCAAAAGACGCAUUGAAAUCGCGGUGUAUGUCUGAGACUGACCAAUUAUUAUACUUAUCAUCCGAAUCAAAUAACGCAUCGUCUUCAAUGAAAAAGACGUCAACCGCUGAGUUUGUUUGCGAGAAAGUAUUUGUAUCUAACUCGAUUUUGGUUACUAGCCCUACUCGUAUUCCUGACGGUGAAAGGACAAUGGAUACCGAGCGUGAUAAGUCGAUAAUUAACAAACACUUCAGUGCAGACCAUUCUAGUCUAUGUAGCGGGUCAGAGAAUACUUGCGAAUUUAGCUUGGAAGGUGAGGUCUCUAGUAAAAAUGAACAGGAGAAUAAAGGGCUUUGGUCUUCGGUAACCAAAGCUUGGAAGACAAUGUUGACGGGUCUCUCAAUAACAUCUACGGAAGCCCAAAAUGAAGAAGUUGAAGAAAAAAAUAUGAAAAGAAUCAGAUCGGAGGAUUCGUUAUUGAAUGGACCACCAGAAAAGCGAGUAAAAAUUGGAGACAUUAAGUGCCGAAAAACCAUACAUUCAGUUCCCACCUUUAGAUAUGUCACGUAUACUAAAAAAACUGUUUUAUAUUACGAUAAGGCGACGCAAACUAAUUUUUAACUUUUAAUAUUUUAAGAAAUUUUUAAUUAAUGUUAGGGUUAAUUGCUUUGACUAUAAAUACAUGCAUUUUAUCUUUUU